This is a messenger RNA of Chara braunii, 3004 nucleotides long. The record is from the annotation of a GenBank genome assembly. NCBI's taxonomy places the organism in Eukaryota, Viridiplantae, Streptophyta, Charophyceae, Charales, Characeae.
GUCUACGUGGUGAGGAGUGGAAUCAUCCUAAUUGUGCACCUAUCACCAUGGUUGAGACCCGUACUGGGCUAGAGACUAUCUAUCACCAUGGUUGAGACCCGUACUGGGCUAGAGACUAACCCCUAUAGCAAGGAGCAGCAAGAAAAGAUGGCCGCCUUAGUCAGAGAGAACAAAGAGAGGAAAGAGCGCGAGAAGCAGGCGAAGCUAAAGGCUAUCGCAGAUGACCAGGCGGCAAAGAUAAAGAGGUUAGAGGAGGAGAUGAAGAGGGUACAACAGGAGGAGGAAGAAAGAAGGAAGGCUGCUGAAGCAGAAGCGGCAGCAGAAGAAGAGAGAGAGAGAAUGAGAAUUGAGAGUGGAGAAGGGAGCAGUGGUGGCACGAUGAAGUGGGAGACAGACACUGAGCUSGAGAAGAAGAUCAGCGAGUGGGUGUGUAGAGCGGAGGUGUUGGCCCAAUCAGAUGAUAAGGCCAAGUGGGAAAAAGUACUGGGCUAUCUAGAGGUGUUGAGCAAGGCCUGGAUGGAGGAGCGCCAGGCAAGCUGGAGCCAGGAUGUAGCGUUGAGUGCCAUGCGGUCCGGGUUCAGGGAUUUUGCGUGCGAAAUCGUCACCCAUAUUGGGGGUGAAGUCAAGCAAUUGAGAGACAACGUAGGGAAGUUUUGUGAGGGCGCCAUUCAGGGUGCCAAAGCUGCAGCCGCUGUAGAAGGAGAAGCCAGACCCCGUAAGGACCCAGUGAAGCUUAAGUUUCCGGAUGCGUACGAGGGAAAGAAGGAAGAAAACUUUGACAACUGGGAAGCCAGUAUCAAUAGUUAUAUUUACUUGCAGCAUAUCUUGGCCGAGGAACAAGUCCUUGUGGCCUUUCAGGCCCUCAAAGAUGAAGCGGCUAGCUUCGCCAGGUCUCUUGCGUGUACAGCCGGUUGUGAAAACAACCUGGUUGCGUAUUCCAAAGUCACUCCUCUCUCCCAAUUCCUCAAGCUCCUCAAGGAGCGGUUCGCUGACCCAACRCGAGGCAUUAGAGCCUCUGMYAAGCUCCAAACGAUUCACUCUCGGCARUGGAGGAGUGCCAAGGCACUCAAGGGUACUAUGGACGACUUGGUAGCCGUCCCGGACCACGGGGUCACCAAGCCCCAGUUGGUCCAGUUGUUUUAUUGUGCCAUCCCAGAGGCCCUACGCGGGCAUUUCUUUGACAAGUCGCAGCAGGCCGGCAUCACAUACGAUCAAUUGAGUAGGGAGGUCGUCAUGUAUGAGUCAAAGUCUAUGCCACUUACCACUUUCUGGCAUAAGGACCUGGAGAAGGGGAAGAAGUGGAAGAAUCGUACUAUCUCAGGCCAAGUAAAGGCCAAGGAUCACAUGAUCCUGUCUAUGCCAGUUACCACUUUCUGGCAUAAGGACCUGGAGAAGGGGAAGAAGUGGAAGAAUCGUACUAUCUCAGGCCAAGUAAAGGCCAAGGAUCACAUGAUCCUAACGUUAGAGGAAGGUGGUACAGAUGAGGUCCCGUAUGAUCAGAUUGAGUGGGGCCUUGAAGAUGAUGGCAGUAGUGUGGGGCAGGGGAGGUCUUACGCUGCUGUCGCGGCUGGAGGGAGGCCGCAAGGAGGAGGAGGAGGCCAGGUUCAAAGGGGCCAGGCCAUGGGAGGCCGAGGACCGGGCGCACAGGGGGUUGGCGGACAGGGAAACCGCCAAGCGGGAGGUAGGGGUCAAGGUCCCCCGUCAAAUCGCCAGGGUAAUCGGUUCCCACAACGAAGAGGUGGAAGAGCACCUCAAGGAGGUUGGCACCCAGGCUUGCCACAGGGCAGGCCCUGGGAAGACUUGGGCUUGGACCGACAAUUAUGGCAGGAACGCGUGAACAUGGGUCAGUCUUACUUUUCUAAUUGGGAUCAACGGAUUCUCGCUGUAGAGAAUCAAUGCUCUGCCAUCGACGGCAAGGUCGAUAAGUUGACAGCAAGCCUUGAUUCCCUGACAGCAAGUGUCAACAAAAUUUUGCAGCAUCUGCAACUCCCUGUGUCUCCUCCCCAACCUCUUCAACCUGUCCCAACAUCAGUUUCACCAUCCCACAGUCGUCCAGCUUCCCCUGUUGGUUCCCAUGUGUCCACUACCUCUGUUCCCUCUGGCACAUCUGAUCAGCGGCAGCCCAAGCUGACGCCACCUCCUAUGUACUCUGGGGAAGACCCCAAGGUGGAUGUUUCAGAUUGGGUUACCGUUAUGCAGGCGUACCUGGGCAGCUUCGUUUGUCCAGAGAUGACAAAGGUAGGGACUAUUCUGGGUCGUCUGGAGAGGACUGCACUUAAGUGGUGCACAUCCUCUGCAGCGAAACAGAAUCUGCCCAUGGACAAAUGGGCGCAGCAGUUGAAGGUGGCGGGGUUGCUGCAGGCCCUGCGAGACCGGUUUGCAGACAUUAAACAAACCCGAAAAGCAGCUGAUAAGAUACUGCUGUUGGGUUCACGUAGGUUUGAGGGUUCCCUGUCCAAGCUCUACAGUCUGUUUGAGAGCUUGAUUGCUACACCCGGUCUGGAGAUGAGUGAGUCUGACCAGCUCACUCACUUCCUGCGCGCAGCGCCUCCAGACUACCCAAUUGCUUUGUACUCUCAGGGCCACAAGGACUGGAGGUCCUUUGGCAAAGCGGCCCUGGACCUGGAGUCUCGGCUCAAGGUUCAGGAACCUUCUGAUGGAAGGAGGAGGCCCUCUUCCAAGGGACAGCGUAGGAAGAAGGGUGCUCUGCUGGCUGCUGAUGUAGGAUCCGAUUCUGAUGCAUCUCAGCGUGGCAGUCCUCCAUCCGAGACUGCAUCAGUAUCAGCAGUGGAGCCAGUCGUUCUUGCCCUGGCUGAGAACCUUGCUGCCAUGUUCGAAGUGAAGAUGGGAAACAAGAGCAGCAAGAACUCAGCGAGUCAAAAGGGGAAAGGGAAGGGACGUGCCACUUCCCCUCAGGCCCAGAGACCUAACUUACCAUGAGACGUCCAUUGGCCAGUCAACCCCAUGGAUCCUUCCACCCUUCACUGGAGAGCGCUCAGGAUCC